AUGGGCGUCGGAAAUAAUUGGACGAAAAGAAAGGUUCGGCCCGCCAAGGAUGUCCUGGGAGCACGUCCUAUUGCUCAACAACCGAUGGGACCGCACGACUUAAAGGUCGAAUUGGGUCGGGCUGUGACAUUAAAACAAUGGAAGAGUGGGUGUGAGACCACCCCCACUUUACAUAGAGAGAACGGCAAUAAACCCCGGCAGAUACAUAUCCCAGAGCACGCAGCCCUUAUCGACCCCUGGGAGCGAUGUCGUCCGCACGCAACCAGCUCCUGCUAUUUAUUCAUAAGGUAG
Messenger RNA from Nezara viridula (southern green stink bug), 291 nucleotides. NCBI's taxonomy places the organism in Eukaryota, Metazoa, Arthropoda, Insecta, Hemiptera, Pentatomidae. The record is from the annotation of a GenBank genome assembly.